This is a messenger RNA of Cordyceps militaris CM01, 1659 nucleotides long. RefSeq names its product imidazole glycerol phosphate synthase hisHF. The record is from RefSeq and is a predicted model, not a curated record. The transcript has 2 exons. Gene Ontology annotation, molecular function: imidazoleglycerol-phosphate synthase activity; oxo-acid-lyase activity. The coding region runs from base 1 to 1659 and encodes 552 amino acids. NCBI's taxonomy places the organism in Eukaryota, Fungi, Ascomycota, Sordariomycetes, Hypocreales, Cordycipitaceae. Gene Ontology annotation, biological process: L-histidine biosynthetic process.
AUGUCCAAGACCGUUCACCUGCUCGACUAUGUCGCGGGCAAUAUUCGCAGUCUAGUCAACGCCAUAGAAACGCUAGGAUACCAAGUCGAGUGGAUCACGUCCCCCGAAGACGUGCCCAAGGCCGAGAAGCUCAUCCUCCCCGGCGUCGGCCACUUCGGCCACUGCCUCUCCCAGCUCUCCCAGGCCGGCUACUUGCCUGCCGUGCGACAGCACAUUUCCGCCGGCAAGCCCUUUUUCGGCGUCUGUGUCGGCCUGCAGGCCCUUUUUGAGGGCUCCGCCGAGGACCCCGACGUGCCCGGUCUUGGCGUCGUCGCCGCCUCGCUCGACCGCUUCGCCGACGCCGACAAGCCCGUUCCGCACAUUGGCUGGAACGACGCCGACACGCGCGGCCGCGCCGUCUACGACCUCCGCGCCGGCUCCAAAUACUACUACGUCCACAGCUACAAGUGCCCCUACACCCCCGGCGUUCUCGAGAGCCAGGGCUGGACCGUCGCCACCGGCACGUACGGCGGCGAGACGUUUGUCGGCGCCAUUGCCAAGGGCAACGUCUUUGCGACGCAGUUUCACCCUGAGAAGUCGGGCGUCGCCGGUCUGCGCACUAUUCAAGCGUUCCUCUCCGGCGCCGGCGCAAAGAGCCUCGGCGCGCCCCUCGAAGCCCAGCCGGCCGCGACUGCCGCGCAGGAUGGCCUGACAAGGCGCAUCAUUGCCUGCCUCGACGUCCGCGCCAACGAUCACGGCGACCUCGUCGUCACAAAGGGCGACCAGUACGACGUGCGCGACAAGGGGCCUGACAACCACGUCCGCAACCUCGGCAAGCCCGUCGACAUGGCGCGCGGCUACUACCACGACGGCGCCGACGAAAUCACCUUUCUCAACAUCACCUCGUUCCGCGACUGCCCCCUCGCCGACCUGCCCAUGCUCGAGAUCCUGCGGCAGGCCUCGCGCACCGUCUUCGUCCCGCUGACCGUCGGCGGCGGCAUCCGCGACACCGUCGACACGGACGGCACCAAGGUCACGGCCCUCGAGAUUGCCACCAUGUACUUCAAAUCCGGCGCCGACAAGGUGUCGGUCGGCUCCGACGCCGUCAUCGCCGCCGAGGAGUACUACGCCCUCGGCCGCAAACUCUUUGGCCACACGGCGAUUGAGCAAAUCUCGCGCGCCUACGGCAACCAGGCCGUCGUGGUCAGCGUCGACCCCAAGCGCGUGUACGUGCCCAAGCGCGACGCCACGCGGCACGCGCUCAUCGAGACCAAGUUCCCCGGCCCCAAGGGCGAGCCGUACUGCUGGUACGCCUGCACCAUCAAGGGCGGCCGCGAGACGCGCGACAUGGACGUCGUCGAGCUCGCCCAGGCCGUCGAGGCCAUGGGCUGCGGCGAGCUGCUCCUCAACUGCAUCGACCGCGACGGCACCAACUCCGGCUUCGACCUCGAGCUGAUUGCCCAGGUCAAGGCCGCCAUCAACAUUCCCGUCAUCGCGUCGAGCGGCGCCGGCGUGCCCGCCCACUUUGACGAGGUCUUUCGCAAGUCCACCACCGACGCCGCCCUCGGCGCCGGCAUGUUUCACAGGGGCGAGUACACGGUGCGUCAGGUCAAGGAGUACCUGGACGCGCAGGGCCUGGUGGUAAGAAAGUUUGAGGAGGAUGACUUGGGGCACUCGUGA